CGGAAGUGUUCAUAGGCUCUCCGUUGGAAAAUGAUGAAUAUAUUGCGUAAAAGUAUCCCAAACAGACAAAGUUUGUCAGCCUUUUCCAGGAUCUUAGUUGCACGGUAUUCUGAAAAUACUGGCAGUAAAGAAUACAUUGAUGGACUUGUAAAAGACAAGAAACUGGUGGUUUUUAUGAAAGGAACACCUGCAGCUCCAAAAUGCGGAUUUAGCAACGCAGUUGUGCAGAUUCUCGAUUUUCAUGGUGUAAAGCAAUAUGACUCUUUCAACGUUCUUGAAGACGAAGAUCUUCGUCAAGGAAUUAAAGAAUACAGUAACUGGCCCACUAUCCCACAAGUUUUCAUAGACGGUGAAUUCGUUGGAGGAUGUGAUCUUAUGUUAGAAAUGCACAAAAAUGGCGAACUUGUGGAUGAAUUACAAAAAGUUGGAAUAAAGUCCGCUUUAUUAGACAAAAAGGAUGAGGGAUCAUAACUCAAUUAUACAGUUUUAUCAUAUUGUCUAUGAGAUUUUCUGAUGCUAUAAAAAUUAAAUUGUAACACAGAGAU
Magallana angulata is the source of this 545-nucleotide messenger RNA. Its product is annotated as glutaredoxin-related protein 5, mitochondrial-like. The record is from RefSeq and is a predicted model, not a curated record. Lineage: Eukaryota; Metazoa; Mollusca; Bivalvia; Ostreida; Ostreidae. The transcript has 2 exons. Bases 31 to 471 code for a protein of 146 amino acids.